AUGCACUCGAACACGCAUCUAGAGUCGGGAGGGUCCAUAGGCACUUCUCGAUCUCAUAUAACGUUCAAUACCAUCCAAAAAUAUGACGAAAAGAUCAGAAGGACCACCGAGGAAUUAAAACAAAUACAAUACGAACGCAAUCUGCUGGUACCCAUUUGCCGUCUACCCGCAGAGAUUCUGGGAUCCAUCUUUACAUUCUACAUCGACUCUUAUUCGCAGGAGCACUAUGUUUAUAGCGGUACGUUUCAUCAGCGAGGGCGAUGGUGGGUCGAUAUCUUACUCGUAUGUCGACAUUGGUGCGCAACUGCGUACAACACUCCCUCAAUGUGGUCAACCCCGGACUUCAGGUUCCCAAGGUUGGCAUGGAGGAUGUUGAAGUAUUCUGGUUCCACGCCGCUGAAUAUCAUUUGGGACUUUCAUCCAACACUUCUCCGGGACGAACAUCGCAGACUGUUUAUGAAAGUACUCUCGAGCCUUUCACGCAUCGCCAGCUUGCAUCUCAACUUAUUUUCUCCGACUAUUCGAGAUCUCUUUGAAGAUUCACUGACGGAGAUGGCCAACGAGCCUGCGCCUUUACUUCAUUCCCUUGUCAUCGAUUGUACCGAGGUUAUGUACCCGGUCAUUCUCUCGGAGGAUUUCCUUGGAGGAGGUGCACCUCGUUUGACCAGAUUGGAACUCGGAGGGUGUUUACUAGAAAGGUGGCGAACUCCAUUGUUCACGAACCUCACGCACCUUACCAUCAGGAGUAUGCCCGUUACCGAAAGACCCUCCACCAAAGUGAUCUUCGAAGCUCUACGAGAGGCCCACAAUCUUGAAGUUCUUGAACUCGAAUACUGUGUCUCUCCCAUUCCGACUUCCCUGCCACCCAAUUCCACCAUUUCGUUUCCUCGAUUGAGGAUAUUGUUUCUAUCCAUGACGGACGACACCUGUUACACUCUCCUCGAACCCAUGUCUUUCCCUGCCACGACUUCCAUCCACCUUGAAUGUUAUACUUCAUCCUUUGACUGGCAUCAUAUCCCUCUAAUACCCUGUAUUUCUGGACUACUUUAUCCCGCCUCGAGCUCUGCCGACCAUCCGAGAGCAAUUAGGAGUCUUAUGCUCGAUUCCAGUGGUUUUCAUGAUGGGCUGGUUCUUAAAGCCUGGAAUUAUAGCGACGCCGAGAUCCCACACUUGUGGUUUGAGAUGAAUGGCAUCGCAACCCCUCACACGCAGUACUUCACACAAAAAAUGUUGGGCUUAGGUCCUCUCAUCCACCUCGAAGCCCUCAGGAUCUUCUCCGCUGAGCCGCUCUCCCAGAAUAUCAUCGUUGAAAACCUGGGAAAGUCAACUUCAUUACGGUCGAUAUAUCUCUUGCAACGUGCUUCGUUUGGAUUUCUCAAGCUGUUAUCUGGAGUCACCGUCGCCCGCAAAGGGAAAUACGAGGACAGCGGGAAGAAACAGGCGACGGCUCAGCCUAUCCUUUUCCCUUCCUUGAAAACAAUUGGUUUGGUCAAUGUAGAUUUCCGUGCUUCGUCGAGCCAUGUUUUGGAGACACUUCUGAUGGCGUUGAGGUUACGGACAGAGAGUGGAUUUCCGGUAGAGAGGUUGGUGUUGGAGAGCUGCAUACGGUUGUACUCAUUUGACGUGAAGCGGAUUGAGGAAGAAGUAGUGGUUGAGUGGGAUGGACUUGAGCUCGAUCUUUGA
Marasmius oreades (fairy-ring Marasmius) is the source of this 1683-nucleotide messenger RNA. RefSeq lists its product as uncharacterized. Bases 1 to 1683 code for a protein of 560 amino acids. The record is from RefSeq and is a predicted model, not a curated record. The transcript has 2 exons. NCBI's taxonomy places the organism in Eukaryota, Fungi, Basidiomycota, Agaricomycetes, Agaricales, Marasmiaceae.